AUGUUUAACUUUGCCCGUUUUAUAGCAUGGCUGCUCUUGGUCCUCGCAGUUGACGCCAAGUCGCCGUCAACUUCCUCGUUAGGACCCCGAGGCCCUCCAACUGUGACCAUCAAGAAUGGCACCUUGAGUGGCAUUUUUAAUAGCCACUACGACCAGGAGUUCUUUCUCGGUAUACCCUAUGCGGCGCCGCCUGUAAAUGACCUCCGUCUGCGCAAACCCCAGCCUGCACAACCUUGGGCCGGCAUUCGGAAGUCAGAGUCCUAUGGAGCGCGCUGCCUUAGAAACGAUAUUCGACUGGCUGGAUUUAGUCAAAACUUCACAGACCCGGUCAGCGAAGACUGUCUCCACAUCAACAUUGUACGGCCAGCAACCCAGCGUUCACCACUUCCCGUGCUCGUAUGGAUACACGGGGGGGCAUUCCAGGAGGGCAGCGCCAGCGACGGCAGGACCAAUGGAACCUUUCUCGUGCAGACAUCCGUGGAGAUGGGAACGCCAAUUAUUUUCGUCAGCUUCAAUUAUCGUCUCGGUGCUUUUGGCUUUCUGGGUGGCCUGGAAAUAGAGGCGGCUGGCGUAUCUAAUAUUGCCCUUUACGACCAACGGCAGGCUCUCCAUUGGGUCCAAGAAAACAUCGGAUAUUUUGGCGGAGAUGCAUCGCAGGUGACGAUAAUGGGCCAGUCAGCUGGUGCUAUGUCAGUCGGAUUUCAUCUCCUCGCCUUUGGAGGCCGAAACGAUGGUCUCUUCAAUGCCGCAAUCGCACAAAGUGGAGGCCCCUAUACGGCACCGGUUCUCAGCCGUGAGAUAUCGGAUCGAGAAGCCGAUUUCAACAUGGUACUGAACAAAACUGGUUGUUUAGACUCUAAAGACUCACUGAACUGUCUACGCGCAGCUCCCGCUGAGUUAUUGCAACAAGCUGGUUCUCUCAUGACACCUUCAUUUGUUGUUGAUGGCGGAAUAAUUACAGCACCUAGCGAAGAGCUUUUACACUCGGGCCGCUUUGCGAAAGUACCUUUACUCAUUGGUUCGACGAGGAAUGAGGGAACAUCUCUACUGCAGCAAAUAUUGGGUACGACGGGCUCAUUUGAUACUGAGGAGCACUUCAAAUCGUUCAUCAAGACUUCUUGGAUAAGAGGCCCAAUUAAUGAUACAGUCGCCAAACAUUGGGCGCAACUGUACGCUCAGGAAAUUAAGACCCCUUCGACAGCUGGUCUAGGUACUGUGAAGCCGAACCCCGGGCCAAAGUACGGUAACUAUUAUGGCCAGGCAACGUUGUGGCUGGGUGACAUGACGUUCACUGCUGGAAGGCGUUUUGCAACCCAAGCAUGGGCAAGAGAAAACGUCCCGAGCUAUAGCUACUUACACGACGCUGUACCAGCAAACAUGAAUCCAGAUACGCUUGGAGCUGCCCAUUUUUCAGAUGUGGCAUAUACGUUUAGGGACACGGAAGGCUUUGGCUGGGAGACAAACCCUUUCCCAGCCGAGCCUAACCUGAGGGAGAAACAUGUAAAACUCGCCGAACUCAUGAGCCGAAUGUGGAUCAGCUUCGCAACCAAGCGGAACCCGAACUUUCACAAUGGUCAGUUACGUGUUACCUUAUAG
Messenger RNA from Fusarium falciforme, 1596 nucleotides. RefSeq names its product Carboxylic ester hydrolase. The transcript has a single exon. Lineage: Eukaryota; Fungi; Ascomycota; Sordariomycetes; Hypocreales; Nectriaceae. Bases 1 to 1596 code for a protein of 531 amino acids. The record is from RefSeq and is a predicted model, not a curated record.